AUGGCGAAUAAACUUGCAAAUGAGCUCUGGAUCGCUAUCAUCCGCCUGGUCCCAAGAAGUGAUCUCCCAGAAGUCUCCCGCGUCUCUAAGCGCUUGCACGCCUUGACCGAGUCCAUCCUCUAUUCCGAAAUAGAUACCACAAAGCAUAAGGAUGGACCUGACGCAGCUCUCGCAUUACUGUAUCGAACCAUCGUCAGUAGGCCAGAUCUAGCACUCCAUGUCAAGCAUGUAACUCUGUCUGUCAUGACUAAGGUUGGCGCAACACAAUCGGUCCGUGAAUCUGGAACAUUGGAUACAUCCUCCCUUGCCCCUAACUACGAGGAACUCUUGCAAGGCUAUUUAGCUGAAUCCAUGCUGUCGCAAGAUGUCCUGGAAGACUGGCAUGCGACUAUUCUCUCGGAACGGAAUUGGGAUGCUGUCGCUGCCUUCAUCCUUCUUAUGGUCUCGGAAAACGUUGAAUCUCUCACUAUGGAUAACUAUGGCGCAAUGUCUAGACACUAUUUCAUAAAUAUUCUGCUCUCACAUGCACAGCAUGCGCAUGCACUUACAGAAAGCCGCCGUCCAUUCUCACAAUUGCAAGAGGUAGCUCUCAAUAGAGGCGCUAGUAUCGUCAAUUUUAUGAGAUUUCGAUCCAUCAGACCGUAUCUGACACUGGGAUCAGUCGCUAAAUUCACCGGUCAUGACAUCGCUGAUGCGAAUACAAUGUUCGAUGCGGGUAGUGACUCGUGGACUACUGAGUCUAUUGCCUUGAUCAAUUGUACCGUUAAUGCCCCGACUCUGAAAAACUUCCUAUGUGGAUUUCAAGCGCUGAAGUCAUUUGAGUGGGUUAAUGGAAAAUUCAUACCAAACGCCGAGUUCUACAAUGCCAUUCAAGGUGUACCAAAAUUCAAGUCUCACCUCGAAAAGCUGAUCAUUAGCAAUCCACACCAGGGUAAUAUAUGGAAUGCUUCCGUUCCCGCCUUCGACUUGACGGACUUCGCUGCGUUGAAGACAUUUGUCGUCCCUUCCCUCACUGCUCUCGGACCUUUAACCCGAGAAAACGCUGCCUCCAACAACGAUAACACCGAUAUGGGUGAUGUGGAGGAUAUGUUGGAUAUGGAUGACGCUAUCGAACCUCCCGGUUUCUUCUACUCUGCCAGCAGAAUCAAUGACUUCACUGCCGCAUUACCACCGGCGUUGGAGUCCCUCAAGAUUACGGCUUGUUCAUCGUCAAUGUACGAUUGUGCGCUGCGCAUUGUCAGUACGAAGUGCAAAACUCUGAGCAAUCUCAAACAGUUGACUCUAGUUUUCACAGACGAGCGUACUGGUACUGCACGCAACUCCCGCAAAAAGCGCUAUGCUCCUUCGAAAGGCAGAUUGGCAGAAUACAAGAUGAUUGCUAAGAAGAAUGGAGUUGAGCUCAAGUUUCUGGAGUCCGUCGAGCAAGCAUAG
Molecule: messenger RNA, 1431 nt
Organism: Mollisia scopiformis
Lineage: Eukaryota; Fungi; Ascomycota; Leotiomycetes; Helotiales; Mollisiaceae
Exons: 1
Coding region: 1-1431 (476 amino acids)
Source: RefSeq, a predicted model, not a curated record